Molecule: messenger RNA, 7031 nt
Organism: Mytilus californianus (California mussel)
Lineage: Eukaryota; Metazoa; Mollusca; Bivalvia; Mytilida; Mytilidae
Product: unconventional myosin-IXa-like
Exons: 45
Coding region: 368-6676 (2102 amino acids)
Biological process (GO): intracellular signal transduction
Cellular component (GO): myosin complex
Molecular function (GO): ATP binding; microfilament motor activity; GTPase activator activity
Source: RefSeq, a predicted model, not a curated record
UGACCGGAAGGAAGUCAAAUAAUUUUCCGACCCAGACUGUGGACAAAAUUGUUAUGAUUUCUAUAAUGGCAGGAGCGUAUUAGCUUGUUAAAAGCAAUAUCCUAUCCAGCACAAUUUUUUACUAGACUUAGAAGGAAAAUGCAUCAUUUGUCAUACCACUGUUAUGCAUGAAGAGCAAAAAAAUCAGCGAUACAAGGAAGUCACCGAACCAAAAGGCAAUUUGUAGUUUUGGUUGACUAACUGUAACCAUGCCAGGAGAGGUAUUAUCCUCCCUUGUUUGCUUUAACCCUAUUUCCUGCUGCAUUAUCAAUAACCUAAAUAUAUAUAUACUUUAUAUAUAAAACAAGGCAUUCUGGAAUACAAAAAAAUGGCUGCUUCAAAGAAAGGAAGUGUUAGGAUUGUCCGUAGGAUGAGUAUGGAAACGUACAUGGUCCGCGUUUAUGCAGGACAGUUAUGCACAGAUGAGUACACUUCAAUAGAAGCAGAGAAGACCACAUGUUCUGCGGAUAUUGUAGCAGCGGCGUGCCUUAAACUGAGACUAGGGGACCCUAAUAAUUAUGAACUAGCUGAAGUUUUCUCCUCAUCCGGUCAAUUAUGUAAAGAACGUAGAUUGGAGCCAUCUGAAACACCUGUCAGAAUACAACUCAUGUGGCCUAAAAUAAUGAAUAGUGCAAUUGAUAGAACUUCUGGAUUAACUGGUUAUAGGUUUUACAUACGAAAAAAAGAUCUGGAAAUUCCUGAUCGGACGUUGUCGUGGAGGGAAUGUUCACAAGAAUUAAAUGCAAUAGAAACCUUUUUAACUAGCUUUCUACAACAAGUAACUUGUAACAAGGAAUAUUCAGAUCUGUGCAACCUUCCUGAUCUAAAUGAGCGGACAUUGUUAGACAACGUUAAAUCACGAUUUCAGAAUUCAAAUAUCUAUACAUAUGUAGGAUCUAUAUUAAUAGCAGUGAACCCAUUUAAAUUUUUCCCAAUUUACAAUCCCAAAUAUGUUAAAAUGUAUCAGAACAAACGAUUAGGGGAACUGCCCCCUCACAUCUUUGCAAUAGCGGACACAGCAUUCUUUACAAUGUUACGGAAACGCAAAAAUCAGUGUAUAGUAAUAUCUGGCGAAUCUGGAUCUGGCAAAACUGAAACAAACAACUUAUUAUUACAUCACUUGACAGCCUUAAGUCAGAAAGGAGCCCAUGGCAGUGGAGUUGAACAGACUAUUCUUGGUGCAGGCCCUGUUUUAGAGGCUUUUGGUAAUGCUAAGACAGUACACAAUAAUAACUCCAGCAGAUUUGGCAAGUUUGUACAAGUCAAUUACAAAGAAAAUGGAAUGGUUCAUGGAGCUAUUGUGGAGAAAUAUCUUUUGGAAAAAUCACGAAUCGUCAGUCAAGCAAAAAAUGAAAGAAAUUACCAUGUGUUCUAUUAUCUCCUGGCUGGAUCAGAUGAAGAAGAGAGAGAAACAUUACAUCUACUGGAGCCACAGGAUUAUACAUAUUUGAAACAGAGUGAAUGUUUUAUAUUAGAUGGUCUUGAAGAAGAAAGAGUAGAUGAAAAAUAUGAAUUUGAAAGGUUAAAACAAUCUAUGGAAAUGGUCGGAUUUUCAACAGUAACACAGAAAAGAAUAUUUUCUGUGUUAUCAGCCGUUCUGUUGCUUGGAAAUGUAGAAUUCAAAAAAAAAGGUGAUCAACAUCAUGAUGAAUCUGUCACAGUGAAAACAGAAUCCGUGGUACAAAUCAUUUCAAGUCUUCUAAAGGUGAAGGAGAAGACAUUAGUAGAUGCCUUGACACAGAAAAGAGCUACAGCAGGAGACGAGACAGUGUUCAUGAACUAUAAAAUGGAGGAUGCAAUAGCUACCAGAGAUGCCAUGGCAAAAUGUUUGUAUGGUGCUCUGUUUGACUGGAUUGUUCUGAAAGUGAACCAGGCUCUGUUAGCAAAACGACAUCACAGUGAUCAUCAGGGUAACUCUAUAGGAGUGUUAGAUAUUUUUGGAUUUGAAGAUUUCACAAAGAAUAGUUUUGAACAGUUCUGUAUAAACUACGCCAACGAACAUUUGCAGUAUUACUUUAAUCAACAUAUCUUCAAAUUUGAACAGGAGGAAUACAAGAAAGAGGGAAUUCAGUGGAAGAAUAUUGAGUUUAUAGACAAUACUGGAUGUUUAGAAUUGUUUUCUAAGAGAGGAACUGGACUUUUCCCUCUCUUAGAUGAAGAGUGCAAUUUUCCUGGUGCUACAAAUACCUCUUUACUGACUAAAUUUAAUCACCACAACAAAAGUUACACAUAUUAUCAAGUACCACAACUCAAAGAAGAAGCUUUCUUUAUUGUACAUUAUGCUGGCAAAGUCAAAUAUCAGAUCAAGGAUUUCAGAGAGAAGAAUGGAGACCAGAUCAGACCAGAAAUAGUCAGUGUACUGAAGAGUAGCUCACUCACAUUUGUUAGAGAAGUCAUGGGAAUUGACCCAGUUGCCUUACUACGGUGGUCUAUAAUUAGAACGUUGAUUAGAAGUGUAUUUGCCUUCACUGCUGCAGGGGAUAAUUACAGAACUUCUAAUAGCAGAUGCUGUUGCAAAUCACCUAGAUUAAGGAUAAAUACAAAUUCACAGAGAAGAGGAUCAGAUUAUUCCCUACCAGAUUCUCUCAUACCUAGUGAAAAUUUGCUCAGUGCACGAAGCAAAUCUCCAUUGCAUGAUAAAUCUGCAUGUAAUAAUACAAAAGAAGACAGCGGUUGCUUCGAUCCAGACGAUGAUGAUGCUUUCUUAGACAGUGAUCCAAGUGGAAAAAUUUGUCUUACAAGUCCAGGAUUGUCAAAAGACGAAAAUCUUCUCAUGCGUAAAGCUGAGAGAGUUUUGAAGAAAAACAAGUCAUUCCGACCAAAGUCAAAGCCGCCUACAAUGCUAAGUGAUAUAAAAACACUAAAAGAUAUAGCCAGUCGUACUAUGUAUGGUAGUGGUAGAGAUCCGUCUAGGAAACAGAAAUCCAGUGUCAGUGCUCAAUUCCAGUGGUCUUUAAAUAGACUGAUGUCAACGCUACAACAAGCUAACCCAUUCUUCAUCAGAUGCAUAAAAUCUAAUGCUGACAAGCUGCCUUGUACAUUUGAUGAUGUAUUGGUACUUAGACAGUUGAGAUAUACAGGAAUGUUGGCAACAGUCAAGAUAAGACAGUCAGGGUAUAAUCAUCGACUCACAUUUGAUGAAUUCAUUCAAAUGUACAAGAUAUUACUGCCUAAAGGAUUACUGAGUUCCAAAGAUGAUGUGAAAGACUUCUUAGAACAUAUGAAAUUUAUGGAGGAGAAUUAUCAAAUUGGAAUAACUAAGGUGUUUCUAAGAGAAACAGAAAAACAAAGAUUGGAUCAAGCCUUACAUGUGGCCAUCAUGGAAAGAGUAAUAAGAGUUCAAAGAUGGUUUAAAACAAUCUUUGAAAGAAGGAACUAUGUUAAGAUGAGAGCUUGUAUUAUAGUGAUACAGGCUUGUGUAAGAAUGUUCCUGGGUAAAAGAAAAAAGCUAAGAUUAAAACAGAACAUAUCAGCCUUGUGUAUUCAGCGUUACAUGAAAGGAUGGCAUCACAGAUAUACAUUUCUCAAGACGUUAUCAGCCACUCUCAUCAUACAGUGUUGGUACAGAGGUUAUAAAAGUCGCAAGAUAUAUAGGAAGCUGUUACUUGAGAAACAACUUGAAGAAGAGAAAGCCAAGCAAGCACAAAUAGAUGAUUUACGAUCCUCUAACAGUGAUGAAGGUAUUCUGACUAAAGGAUCCAGUGGUGAAGAACUAGAUGACAUUGGCAGAUCUCCUAGACGUGAUUCAUCGAGUAGUGGUGUUCAUGAUGAAGACUCAGAAUCUGAGACUGUUUCCCUAGAAUCAAAAAGUCGAGAUGGCUCGAUAGUAACCCCACCUCCAACACCCACUGAUGUUAAAAUUAUAGUGCAACCCACCAUUAAAAUAGAAGCAGAUGAAUACCUUAGACAAGACAAAAGAUCAUCAAGAGUUCAAGAUUUGGCCAGAUUACAUGAAGCAAAAGCAGAUGCCUUGAAAGAGAAUUCUGACACAGUAUCUCUUGAAAGAGGUCCAAUGAAGAAAAAGCCGAAAGUUAUUCCUGCACCUCUGGCUAAGCAGGAGUCGUUCUCUGAUUUGGAACCAACAUCACCCUCGGAUCAGUAUGUUACUUCAGAAAAGAAGCGAAUGGUUGAAGAGGCUCUAAAGAAGCCCCCACAUCUGAAAGACCAGUUGGAUGCUGAAUCUCCAUCAUCAACAUUUUCAUACACAAGUCCAUUAAGGAAGGCCAAAAUAUUUAAACACAAUAGAUUAAAGAACCUUUUGGGAGAUAUAAAAGAGUCUACUCAAACUUGUCGCAGAUCGUCUUUUCGAUUUCUUCAUCGGGACAAGAGUAAAAAACCAAAUCGUGAAGACAGUGAUGAAGACCAAAGUCCAACUAACACUGAUCGUAGACCACCAUUUGGACUUAUUGGAGGCAUACCUGUUCUUCCAGGGCUUAGACCAGAUCAGCUGUCCCCAACAUCUCCCAAAUCACCAACAGAUGCCAAAUAUUUUCCUGGUGUAAAGAACUUAUCACAAGAAGAUAUUCAUGACAAAAAGAAGACACCAAAACGAGGAAGUAGUCGACGAGAGAAAGACCAAAACGAUACACCUAAGCGAGGUGAAUCACCUGCGCGGGAUGUGAAAUUUGGAGAAAAAACAGAAUGGCAGUAUCCUAGUGAUCUUGUAAUUACAGAUUACAGAGAGUUAGCUGCCUUGGAUGAUUUUAUUCUGAAAAAGCUGAUUGACUAUAGCAAAGAAUUAAGUAAAAACAAGCAGAGUGAAUCUGUAUUUGAUGAUGUUUUCAUGAGGUCAAUGUCAGAAUUUCAUCUAGAAAUGCAGGCCACUUUGUCAGUUGAAAAACAGAAAGGGAAUAUAGACAUUCCAUAUAGAGAUCUUCUACAGAAAUUUGCUCAGAUGCUGGAGGCUACAUUAAAGAACAGGCACACUAAAGGCACUUUCCCAAUUACAAUGGGAGUUAAUGCAUUCCGUGGUUUUCUUGACGAGUUUAUCAAACAUAAACGGAAAGAAAGGAAAGAUGACCAAGUACCCAAAAAGAUUCGGAGAAGAGAUAGGGCCAAAAAAGAUAUUUAUGAGGUGAUGGGACACAAGUUUAUGUUAGUACAGUUUGGUAUUCCAACAUUUUGUGAAUAUUGUUCCAACCUUCUGUGGAUCAUGGAAAAGGGUAGUGUUUGUCAAGUGUGUAAAUACACCUGUCACAAGAAAUGUGUAAAUAAGACAACAACUAAAUGUAAAGGUGUUCAAGACAAUCAGAUUCAUGGCUCCUCGAGGCCAUUUAUUCUUCCUCCAAUAAUGGGUCCGAGAGGAAGGUCUCUCUUCAGACACCAUCAUAAGUUUGCUGGAACUCGUGUGUUUGGUGUACAGUUAUCUAGUUUAGUGUCGAAGGACAGAAAAGUUCCUGUGGUUGUGGAAAGACUUAUAACUGUUAUAGAGCUUCAUGGAUUAUAUGUAGAAGGAUUAUAUAGACGAGCUGGAGCUCAGGCAAAAGUCAAAGUGCUAAAACAAUUAAUAGAUAGUGGCAAAGAAGAUUUAGUGGCCAUAGAUACAACUGAAUACCAAAUUCAUGUCCUAGCAGCAGUACUUAAGGGCUUUUUCAGAGAUCUGCCAGAACCAGUAUUAACCUAUGACCUCUAUGAUGACUUCAUUAGAGCAGCAGAAAUUCAUGAUGAGAAAGAGAGAAUGCAGUCUUUGUAUGCAGUCAUUGAUAAACUGCCAAGACCUAAUCAUGAUCUGUUUGAAAGAAUUAUAUUUCACUUGGCUAGAGUGGCUCAUCAUGAAGAUGUUAACAGAAUGAGUGUCAAUGGUUUAGCCAUUAUUUUUGCUCCAACUUUCCUCAGAACAAACAAAAAACUUCAAGCGCAAGAAUCUUUGAAUCAAGUGCCAAAACAAACCAUAGUAAUUGAAAAAAUCAUCAGUGAACAAUUAGACAAAUUAAGAUCAACAUUAGAAGAUCUACAGACACUUGAGAGUGCAGAGAUUACUGCAGUAGAUCGGCUACAAGUCGUCAGAACAAGCAUGAGAAUCUCUAAGUCACCUACCAGGGAGAGAGCUGUAAGUCCUAUGAUACCAGAUGUUCCUGUAACUGAGGAAGAGGAAGAGGAGGUAGAGAUCUCUACAGAUGUGGAGGAGGAAGAGAAAGCUCUGAAAUCUCAUUUACGAUCAAUCAGAAAGGAAAAACAAAAUUUAACAUCAAAAUUGCCAGCAUUAGAAUGUCGACAUUUGUCAUCGGAUGAUGACAUCAACAGUACAGAUGAUGUUGACAGUACAUAUGAUACUGCUGAUGAUUUUGACGAGAGUGAAGAAUUUGCAAUGACAUUUGAACAUCCAGUCAGCCCACCAAAACAAUUAGAACAUUUGACAAAACGGAGAGCUUCAGUGCCAUCAGCCAAACGUCUUCCAACAAAAUAUCAGGCCAUAUUGGACAAACAAUCUGAUGAAGAAGCUUUGUGCAAACAAUCAGAAAAUAUAAAUUCAAACGACUUGUGUGAUAGCAGUGGUCAGUUAAACACACUGACCAAUUGUCAAAGUGCAUGUGAGAUGACACAUAGUAUUCUUCUUCCAACAUCAAUGGAAUCCAGUUAUGUUGCAUUACCUGCACGAACUUUAGACGAUGACGACGAUGAUGAGAUAAUGGUUUGACAACAGGAACCAUAAUCUAUAACGCAAAUGUGCCAAAUUAGUUAAGCCUUCAAAAUGUCUCUGCAUGAUGCUAUGUUAAGCUUUAAGAAGCUGAAGUCAAAAUGAAACAGAAUUAAAUCAAAAUAGUUUUAUGGAAGGUAAUUUUGGAAAGUGAUAUCAUUUAGUGCUUAGGCUAAAAGGAGCUAAAAGUUAGUGUUUCAAUACUAGUGACAUUUCACAGGAGAAGCACAAAUACCAUACCCAGCUGUGCUGUGGCUUAUGUAAUUAUUUAAAUUUAUUUUUAACAAAAUACGUGUUGAUCAUGUAUAAGCUGAUUAAUGUCAGUCUGAGAACAAAAUAAAACUCCACAUUUAAA